AUGGAAAAGCAGGUGAAUGCUAUUGCAAAAAGCUGUUACUACCAACUUCGGAAUAUUGGACGUAUUCGGCCGUUCAUCACUACGGAUGCAUGCAAGACACUGUUACAUUCACUUGUGGCUUCUCACCUGGACUAUGGGAACGCCCUUUUAUAUGGAAUCUCAGACUCGGCAACUAAGCGCCUGCAGAAAGUCCAGAAUACUGAUGGGCGUCUUGUUUCCAGUACUAGCAAACAUAACAUUACACCCGUGGUACAUUCCUUACAUUGGUUACCUGUGCAUUAUAGAUCACAGUACAAAAUUCUGAUGCACACCUACAAAGCACUCGAUGGAACAGCUCCUGGUUAUCUAUCAGAGUUCGUCACUCCCUACCAGCCUUCACGUUCAUUACGGUCAGAGGCUGAGUCCCUGCUAUGUGUGCCUAAGUCGUGUACUGUGACUUAUGGUGACCGAUGUUUUGGGAAGGUUGCAGCCACACUGUGGAGUAACCUACCAUCACAAACCAAAACCAGGAAAGCAACAACACUCGCCACUUUCAAAAAGGGUGUUAAGACCCAUCUGUUCAGGUGUGCUUUUUCUUAG
Messenger RNA from Ylistrum balloti, 579 nucleotides. RefSeq lists its product as uncharacterized. Bases 1 to 579 code for a protein of 192 amino acids. The record is from RefSeq and is a predicted model, not a curated record. Lineage: Eukaryota; Metazoa; Mollusca; Bivalvia; Pectinida; Pectinidae. The transcript has a single exon.